GCUCGAUGCCCUACUAGAGUGCGGCAUAUCAGGUAUAAAACGUUUAUCUAUCGCAAAAGCUAUUAUUGUAUAAAGAAAUAAGAACAGGUGAACACCUGACGUUUUAUCAACGUGCAUGCAAGCUAUGUCACAACAUAGCAUCGCUGAGCGGAUGCCACUUCCCGCAGAUAAUUAUUCCCCGACAAGAAAAACGGAAGGCACCGUCGCGAACUGCCGACCACCAUGGCUGAAUAUAAGAAAAGCCAGAGUGCACAUUACAAACAGACUUGGAAUGAAAUCCUUCAGAAACAGGUAUGGUUAUAACACUGCCAACACCAUAAUGAAGAAGAAACAAACACUUAAACAAGAUAAAGAAGUCGCGAAAGAGGCUCCACUCAAUCCUGCUCCAGCAAAGAACACCUUCUCACGAGAAAUGUUCCAGCGUUUCCACAGACCUAAAACAAGGGAGAGGUACACUAUUGCAGAACAACGUUAUUGGUAUCAAAACGGAGAACGCGGGAAAAUACUCCUGACAACUAAACAAUAUCCAUAUUUAUUACGUAAUACGAGCUGCCCCCAUGGUAUCAAGCAGCGACUGGGUCAGUAUUGUGACGUGUUGGGUCCCACGUCAUGUCACGCCUGUACAGAGGUGUUGAAUCGAAAGAUGAUGGAUGAAUAUCACAGAGCCGCAUUCCCGUCCAUUAAAGUAACAACCGUUAGUCUGGUUGCCCCGGUGCUGGCUCGUAAAUUACUUGCACCGCCGCCAUCCUAUUUGAGCGAUAUCGUGAAUCCCCGUGUCAAUGUCAAUAAUCUGCCGCGUCGGUCGCCACUGCCACCUAUAGAAGGCAGUACUCACAAUAAAAUGCAAAGAGACAAUGCGAACGUGGACAAUAGUAGCGGAUGA
This is a messenger RNA of Saccoglossus kowalevskii, 883 nucleotides long. RefSeq lists its product as uncharacterized. NCBI's taxonomy places the organism in Eukaryota, Metazoa, Hemichordata, Enteropneusta, Harrimaniidae. The record is from RefSeq and is a predicted model, not a curated record.